Molecule: messenger RNA, 3938 nt
Organism: Apis cerana (Asiatic honeybee)
Lineage: Eukaryota; Metazoa; Arthropoda; Insecta; Hymenoptera; Apidae
Source: RefSeq, a predicted model, not a curated record
AAUUUCGAAAACUUAUCAUAAUUUUAAUAUAAUAAAUUUCUUAUAUAUAUUAUUAGUAUUAAGAUUACUAAACGUUAUAUUUUUGGAAAAAAGAUGUACAAUGAAUAAGUUGUAUAAAAAUUACUUUUUUCUUAUUCACUUUAAAAAUUUUUCUAUCAUUUGCAUUUGCGCAUCCUCCUAUCCUAUCAGUAUUAUGGCGUCCUUUACUGUGGUCGGUUGUUCCUUCUAAUCUCUGCAAAUUAAAUGGAAGAAAAACUUGCUGUUAAAGAUUCUAGUUUAAUUCUUUGAUUGCCAUCAGAAAAUUAAAUAACGGUAAAAUGGAUUCUGCUGAUAAAGAUUUAAAAAAAUCAUUUGACAUAGAGCAGAUGGCUUUAAUCGGCAAGAUGCAUAAUAUGCAGUGGCUAAAAAGUAAUUCUCAAUUAUCAGGCCAUAUAAAAACACCUCCAGAUGGAAAAGAAACAGAAAAUAAUACAUCUAAAAGUGAAAUAAAUGAAGGAACAAAAGAAGAAACUGAAGUUGUUUCAACUAACACUCAUUCAAACAAUCCUGAAUUAGAUAAGAUUGAUCCUAUUUUAAAUAAAGACAUAAAUGAAAACGAUAAUAGUAUAAAUAAAGAUAUACAUCAAUCAUCUUCUGAAAUUUUUGAUUGUUCUCAAAAAGAUAUGGAAACUGUUUGGAAUAAAGAUGUUAAUAUAACUAGUACAUUGUUUCCAAAUUCUCAGUCUUUAGUAAUGGAAAGACUAGAUAAACAAGAGAUGAUUAGUAUGUCUUUGACAGAGAAUAUUGUUACAGUUCAAUUAGAACAAUUUAGACUUAACGAAGGGGAAAAAAAUAAAUCUGGGGAAUUGCAUAAUGAAAUAGAUAAUGAAUGGAAUAAUGGUCAGCAUAAUAUACCUAACUUACCAAAGUCAGACAGUAAUGUAGAUAAUCAAGUUAGCUCAAAGCAGUGUCAUGAUAACAAUAAUAAUAAUGAAAGAUCUAAAAGCCAAUCGCCAUUGGAAACAAAAACAAGUAUACAAAAAACAACAAAGACUAGUGUUAAAAAAUUGAAUGAUCAAAAAAUUAAAAAACAGACAGGUAAUACUUUAAAAGAAUCUUGGACUUCUUCAAAACAGGGUUCUAAAUCUAAAGAUGAUUUGUUGAAUAUAUGUAAUGAUCAUAAUAUUACUUCAACUUCUCUGGACUCAAAAAAAGUAGCUCUAGGUACAACUCCUAAACUUAUUGAUAAAUAUAGUAAAAUUAACAGUUAUAAUAAAAAUUUAAUUAUGAGUAAAGGGGCUCGAAUGAAAGAACAACAAUUUUUUAAACAAAAUUUUUCUACAUUUAAUGAUAACGUUAAUAGAAGCAAGUCCUCCAUAGAAGGAUUAGAUGAAAAAAAUAAAUCUGUUACAACAAAAUUAAAAUCAAGUAGAAAUGAACCAGAUAAGAAAACUAAUGAAACAGAUGAUACAAGAAGAUGUCAUAAAGUUCAAGUAACACGUACUCAAUCAUACAAUGUCCAGUAUAAUAGAAAUAAAUCUUUAAUAAAAUCGCAACAACGAUAUUCAAAAAAUACAACUAAACCAGAAGAAAAUGGAUGUAUUGAUAAUUCAUCUAAUGUUAACAAUAUCAAUAUAUCUAAUUCAGCUGAAAAUAUAUCAAGAAAGAAAUAUGAAAAUCAACAAUCCUUAUUAAAUAAGCAAAUUAGUAAUACUCAAUUCAAUCAAAAUACUUCAGGAAAAAAUGUAAAGAAUCCAAAUGUUAUGGAAUGCAAUAUAAAUGAAAGAAGUUCAGUAAAGUCAAGUUCUGCAUCAAGCAAACGAAAUUACCAAAAUUUUUCUAAUACAAAGAAUAAUACUGAAAGAAAUAAUAAAGAUGACCAAGGAUAUACACAGAAAUUUAAGAAAGAUACUAACGUUUAUAGACGAUCUUCAGGUAUUCUUCAGUCAUGCUUUAAAGAUUUAAAUGGAAAAACAAAAACAGAUGAUCAUAAAAAGAGUAUUGAUAAUAGUAAUUUAACAAAAGAUUAUAGAAUAAAUCGUAUUGGUUCAGGAGAGAAAAUGCAUUCUCAAUUUGAAAGCUCAAAAAUAUCUGUAUAUUCACAUAAUACAAAUAACGGUGCUAGUAAUAUAAAGACUGAUGCAUUAGAUUCAACUGCUGUAAAUAAUGUACAGUCUAUAAAAUCAUUAAAUUCUUUUUCGAAUAGUACCAAAGAUUGUACAACUAUACAUACAUCUAUUCAUACACCGCAAGAAUUACAGAUUUCGCAAGCUUCUUGUAAUGAAACUGAAGUACAAUUUGUGAAGACUGAACAAAAACAUACUAGUAAUAAUAAUAGCAAUAAUAAAACAAAUAAUUCUGAAACGAAAUCAGUUAAGUUUUUGGAUAAUAUUCAGGAAUUUAAUAUGGCACAUCAUUCUGCAAUAUCAUAUUCUGAUAAUUCCAUACAUCAAAAUAAGCUUUCAACAAAUUCAUUUUAUUCUGAUUUACAAACUGCAUCACAUACAAAUAAUGCUCAACAAAUUGAAAAUCAUCAAAAUAUACAAAAUAAGAGUUAUUUCGAUAAUAAUAAUGCUCAAUAUAAUAAUUCUAGCCCCAAUACUCAAAAUUCUGAACGAGAUUUACAUCUGAUGGAUUUAGUGCAUCAAAAAUCAGAACAAACUUCCCAUGUGUCACCACAAAAUAUAUUACCGCACAAUAAUUCCAAUCCAGCUAUUGCUAUGGCAAAUGGUAUACCUUAUCAAAAUAUGCCUAGUGUCUAUAUAAAUCAAUACAAUAAUACGCAAACUAUACCAAGGAAAACAGCUGAUAGUACAAUUAUCUCUCAAAACGCAUUAAUUCCAAGCACUUCUUCUUACACCGUAGAAAACCAGAAUAUCUUGCAAACUGAUCCUUCUAAUAUUUUGAUGCAUAAUACUCAAACAUCAGUUCUACCACCACCAGGUUUUCAUAAUCAUCCUAUAACUACACAACAUAAUCAAUGGAAUUUGCCGCUUCCGGAUAUGUUUCUUUUUGGAAAUAUGAUGAAUCCUGGACAUUCUGUGAAUAUCCCUAUUCAAAAUUCCAGACAUAUGUGUAACGCGGAUUUCGGUAAUAUGCAACAAACAAGUUACUUACAACAUCCGUUAUUUUACGUUCCACCAAUGUGCAUGCAAAGUUGGAAUCCAUUAUUGCAAUAUCCGGCACCUUUAUUCCAAAAUCCUCCGUACAGUAAUUGCAAUACAUUUCCCAAUCAAGUAUUAUCAGCAAAUAACUUGACGGACUCUGUUAAUUGUCCCGUAUCGACGUCUAUGCAAAACAACUUGUACAAACAUUUUCAACAGAUGCAACCUUUGGAAAAUACUCCAAAUUUUUCUGUCCCUGUAAAACUUGAUAAUUAUAUGGGAAAUAUGCAAAAUUGUAAAACGAAUAACAUCAGGAUGAAAGAUAAUACUAUGGACGUUCAUAUGAGAACUAGUCAAUAUCGAACAUCUGUGCCAAAUGAAUAUCAAAAUUGUUCUCAAGAUAAUCAAUUAAUGGUACCAUUUUCGUAUGCGAUCACGAUGGAUCCCGUUACGAGGAAUGGUUCAUCAAAUAUGCAUAUGCAAAUGAAUCAGAAAUAUGCACCACGUCCUCUUGCUACUGGUUAUCAAAGAAUUCCAGAAACUUGUCCUGCAUUUAAUAAUAAUCAGGAUAAUAGGAAAGAUGACGUAUCGAAAAACGAUUCAGAAUGUGUACCACCUAUGGUAUCACCAAGAGAAUGUAUGUACUACGGAGUUAAUUACCCACGGAAGAGUGAUACUAUUCAGAAUUCAUCCAUACGAUCGGAUAUAAAACCUGUAACUUACAACGUGCAUACUGUUAAUACCCAACAUUAUGUCCCUCAUUUUCAAAAGAAUACAGCUUAUCAUGUGUCUCCAAAAGAACUUUCAUCCAGGAUAAAUAUCGGACGUGGUAUGCGUAAAACGAUGGAUCAGUAA